Diprion similis is the source of this 1817-nucleotide messenger RNA. RefSeq lists its product as uncharacterized. The record is from RefSeq and is a predicted model, not a curated record. Bases 286 to 1767 code for a protein of 493 amino acids. Gene Ontology annotation, molecular function: heme binding; heme transmembrane transporter activity. The transcript is spliced from 6 exons. Gene Ontology annotation, cellular component: membrane. Lineage: Eukaryota; Metazoa; Arthropoda; Insecta; Hymenoptera; Diprionidae. Gene Ontology annotation, biological process: heme export; transmembrane transport.
UUGUUAGUAUUUUAGGAGAAUUCAGAGCUAGUAAGUCUGCAGGAUAAACGACAUUUUAACUGUCUCGUUCAUUUUCACGAGUGUUCGGUAGGUUCGUGCAGGUAGUUAAACGAAAGAGUCAACACGACGUCAAGUCCGCAGGAAGGACGGUCUUUAGUCGCUAACGAAACCUUGCUUCGCGUCGACCCGGUGAGAAAGCUCUUCCUUGUUUGAAAAUAACUGUGCCAAAUCAAGUAUUAGGCAGAUGAGUAGCGGCACGGCAUAAUCGUAAAGUGAAUAACGAAAAUGGUGGCAGCGAUAAACGACGGUUUCGCGAGUGCUCCGGAAGUGAUAACAGUGCAGGAAAAUGAUUUUCGAAUGUCGGCUGUACUCGAGAGCGAAAAAAGGUUGGGUGAAGACGGGGAGAAAACCGGGUCCGAAGCUGAAAUUAAAGUUUACCAACGCCGUUGGCUUCAGCUGGGCCUGUUUUUCGUCUACGGUGCAUCAAACAACAUGCAUUGGAUACAGUUCACUAUCAUUGGAAAUUUAAUAUCUAAGUACUACGGCGUGUCACCAAUAGCCGUAGAUUGGACCUCGACGAUUUUUCACGUGAUGUACGUAGCCUUGAUGCUCCCAGCUUCCUAUGUGAUGGACCGAGUCGGUCUGCGAUGGGCCUGCCUGAUCGGUUCGCUAGGGAUCUCGAUCGGUUCAUGGAUAAAAUUUUUCUCCGCUUCGCCGGACCGUUUCGUGGUCGCCUUCGUCGGUCAAACCAUCGUCGCAUCCGCCCAGGUUUUCGUCUCGACCGGCCCGGUCAGAUUGUCGGCCCUUUGGUUUGGGACCAACCAAGUUGCAACUGCGACGUCGAUAGGCUGCUUUGGCCCCUUGAUGGGCAUCAGCACGCUCUUCCUGAUCGCACCGAUGAUCGUGAGGGACCACGAGAACAUAGAAGAUAUCGGGAACGACCUGACCCUGCUUUUCUUGGGAAUGGCAAUCCUCUCGACGAUCGUCACAGUUGCGUUAUUCUUCUUUUUUCAGGAUGAACCGCGUCUGCCGCCGAGUGAGGCAAGAGCCCUUCAGAAGGCCAACAGCGAAGCCGAGACUGGACAAUUCUGGGCAACGUUGAAAAGAAUUCUCAGCAACAAGAGUUUUCUCAUGCUUUGGAACUCGUACGGCAUUAGCGGCGGGGUUUUAGACAUGAUAUCCGCCCUGGUUAAUCCGUUUUUGUUUGGUCAUUUCGAGAACUGGGAAAAAGAUGCAGGUUGGCUCGGGCUGAUAAUGUGGUUCACAGGAAGUUUCGCCUCGAUAAUAUUUGGGAUAAUAUUGGACAAGACGAAAAAGUUCAAAGCACUCAACAUCUUCAUCUACGCUUUUACUCUCGUCGGUGAAAUCCUAUUCGCUGUUGGACUUUUGAUGGAAAUCAGAUGGCUGGUAUACGUCGCUAUUACAGUCUUGGGGGUAUUCGGCGUCACCUAUGGAAGCAUCGGGUUUGAACUGGCUGCCGAAAGCACUUAUCCGGAACCGGAGAAUGUGACAUCUGGACUGCUCAGAGUGGCGAACCAGUUAUACGGCGCGAUAAUGGUCGUUAUUGCCGGUGUUUUAUUGCGGACUUACGGAGACGUUGUAGCACAUGGUUGUGUUAUCAUUAUUGUUGGCGUAGGCUUAGUGCUGGUUCUAUUCGUUAAGACCGAUCUUAAACGGCUAAAUGCCAAGGAACACUGCCAUGCUAAGCGCAAUCACGUCACGGGGUCGAAAAUUGUCGAGCCCGAGACUGUCCAGACAAAAUUGUGAAGGGUGGAAGUGUGCUGGUUAAAUUUUCUGCCAGUUUUCUAUUUUUUGUA